Cyprinodon tularosa is the source of this 1432-nucleotide messenger RNA. It is a transcript of the gene car15, whose product is annotated as carbonic anhydrase 15. The record is from RefSeq and is a predicted model, not a curated record. Gene Ontology annotation, molecular function: carbonate dehydratase activity; zinc ion binding. Lineage: Eukaryota; Metazoa; Chordata; Actinopteri; Cyprinodontiformes; Cyprinodontidae. Gene Ontology annotation, cellular component: plasma membrane. The transcript has 8 exons. Bases 421 to 1362 code for a protein of 313 amino acids.
GUUGAAUGAAUCUUUUUAGAUGGUUAAAAUACCUGUAGUUAACUUUUCAAUUUUGAAAUUAGACUAAAUUGAUUUCAUUUGUUAAAACCCUUUUUAACCUUAGCCCUUUAAAUACAGACUUUAGUAAACAAUGCACAUUGAUAGAAAAGCACAUCCUCUGACUUCCUCAUGAAUGGCUCUUGUUACUAGUCUCUGAGCAUCUCUGAUGGCUGCUGGGAGGAGGGGGGGGGGGGCUGAAGCCGUCCCCGCAUCAAUGAGCCUGUUGAUCAAAAACGACGGCUGCACUGGUAAUGACACAGUUCACUGAUCCGUCCAAGAGAAAAUAAAACUCAGCUUUCACCUCCUGCCAUACUUAAGCUGGACCUUCCUGCUGACUCGUCUCCAUUCUACCUCAAGAUACUGAAGCACCUGUCUGAAGCCAUGAUGGUUCGGAGCGCAGCUCUUCUGGUGGUUCUUGUUCUGUGCGCUGAUUCGCAGGAUUACUGUUACCAUGAGCCAGAUUGUGAUCCUUACGCCUGGGGAGACUUCUUCCCCUCAUGCCACCCUCUCCUAGGGGGCCACCACUCCCCCAUCAACUUGGACCAUCACAUGGUCCGGAACCUCUCCUUGGGGCCUUUACAUCUGGAGGGUUUCGAUGAGACCCAAACAGGCCAGUGGACGCUGGAGAACGACGGACACUCUGUUUUGUUACAGGUUGGAAGUGGGAUGUCUGUAAGUGGCGGAGGUCUUCCAGGUGUUUACCACACUGUCCAGGUUCACUUCCACUGGGGAGACCCUUCGACGAAUGGCUCUGAGCACACGGUGGACGGACGCAGAUACCCGAUGGAGAUGCACAUAGUCAAUAUGAAGUCCAUCCAUCCUAAUGUAUCUGCAGCUGAGGAGGAUCCAACCGGGUUUGCUGUUCUUGGCUUCUUCAUCGAUGUUGUUUAUGCAGACAAUGUUCAUUUUAGCCACAUUUCCCAAAAGCUAUCUUCAGUAGCUUACAGAGGCCAAAUGACUGGAAUAAAGCCGUUCCCACUGCUCAGCCUCCUGCCCAAGCUCAACAUGAGCCAGUAUUACCGUUACUCUGGCAGCCUCACCACCCCACCCUGUUCCCAAGCAGUAGUUUGGACUCUCUAUGAGGUCCCCAUCUACAUCUCCUGGUCUCAGCUGGCUCAGUUUACCUCACAGAUCUUCUCUACUGAGGAAGACGCGGCGCAGGUGACGCCUCUGCAGAACAACUUCAGACACCUCCAUACCAGAUUCAGCCGUACCGUGUCGGCCUCUAGAGACGCCAGGCUCCUCAGGGGGACGGCAGAUCCUCUGACGCUGCUGUCGAUGCGUCUCCUGCACAUCGUUGUGCUGGGGCAGUUUUAUCUUUAAACCUGUUAUCCCAGAAUGACAUGUUCCUUGAAUUUAUUAUUAAACCCCACUGAGUGUGUUCGAUCUCUCA